Molecule: messenger RNA, 1094 nt
Organism: Frieseomelitta varia
Lineage: Eukaryota; Metazoa; Arthropoda; Insecta; Hymenoptera; Apidae
Product: EF-hand calcium-binding domain-containing protein 1-like
Exons: 4
Coding region: 1-918 (305 amino acids)
Molecular function (GO): calcium ion binding
Source: RefSeq, a predicted model, not a curated record
AUGUCCGGGGAACGCAGCCUCUCGUCGAGCGCGAAAGCUCGAAUGGAUCGCGGGAACGGCGUCGGCGUCGGCGUCGGCGUCGGCGCCGACGAUCAAGGCACCGCGACGAGCCUUCAUGCCGGCGCUACGCUGAUGAAAAGCGUCUCGAUCUUCUUGAUGAGCGGCCGUAAAGCCUCCGUGAACAGCAACAGGCAGAUUUCCGGUAGCCCGAAGCACCAGCCGCGAAGAAAGCAUCGCAGAAGGAUGCCGGUCGCCGGAACCGCAAGAACAUCGGCGCACACGGUUAAAUUGAUGGAGUUGUUGAAGAGGAAAACGAGGUUCUCCUGGUCAGAAUUGGACAAUCUGUGCAAACAGUACAAAAACUUGAUUAGUUCUGGACAGCAACAAGUUGGACAACCUGCUAUUAUCGGGAGGAGGACUCAGUCGAGUCAAGCCAUAGAGGGUAUUGACAGAGUGAUUUUUCGCGAGUUGCUGCACAACACGUUCAAGGUAAUCACCGAGGACGCGUUGAUGGAGCGUAUAUUUUGUUGCUGGGAUAGAGAAAACGAAGGGAUCAUUAGGUUGGAACCAUGGGUCAUGGGACUGGAUCUGUAUCUUCGCGGCAGUCUACGGGAAAAAAUUGAAUUUUGCUUCAAAGUUUACGAUUUGAACAACGACGGGUUCAUCACGAAAGAUGAAAUAUUCCAAUUAUUCAAAAAUUGCUUACUGAAGCAACCAGGAGAGGAGGAUCCCGACGAGGCAGUGAAAGAUCUGUCUGAACUGGCGUUAAAGAAGCUGGACGUGGAUAGAGACGGGAAGAUAUCUUUUCAGGAUUACAAGGUAGCUGUGACGGAGGAACCUUUGCUGCUAGAAGCUUUCGGCCAGUGUCUGUCCACGGAUGAGAACUGCGCAGCUAUACUAGCCUCGUUACGAUCGUGAAACAAUACGAUCCGCUGAUCAUCAAGAGCGUUUCGAUCACGUGUUUCGCUCGCAGCUCUGCUGAAAAAGAUAACAAGAACAGCAAUUAAUCGCAGCGAAAAGUGAAAAUACACCGAGAGGAUUCGUAAUCAUGGCACCUGCCGUUUAUUAAAAACAAAUUCGAUAGUAAUCGUAAA